AUGGCGCUUCUUACCGAGAAGUCGCUCGUCAAUUACGAGGAGCAAGAAGCCGCCUUCGUAGAUUUCCUCCAGAACUUCAAAUCUUCGUCCACGGAAGCCGCAGAUCAGCUUGGAAAUCUGAAUCUCAACGGCGAUGGCGACAAUGACGAGUACGACAUGCUUAACGAGUCGGACGACCCCGCGCCAAAUGGGAACCGGAGACGCAACCGGACCAAGGCAAAAUACGUGGAGAUGCUGCAGGACAUUGCAGACAGGACGAAAACCAAUAUCUUGAUCGACCUCAACGACCUAGAGACUUGGGAAAAAGCUGCAGAUCCCGAAGGCCAAUUCAAGCUCACCGAAUCUAUAGAGCGCAAUUGCCAUCAUUACAUCGAAAUCUUUUCCAGAGCAGUGGACAGAUUGUUGCCUCAACCAUCGCAAGAGCCAAACUUCAAAGAUGAUGUUUUAGACAUCAUCAUGACCCAACGGUCAAAGCGAAACGAGAAGAUGCAAGAGCAGCAAGGAGGCCAAGACGGGGCUCAGGCACCACCUGAGCUGAUAUUUCCUCCAGCUCUAACGCGCCGCUACACCCUGAACUUCAAGCCCAUAAUACCGUCUGGUGCUAGCAGUCAGCGGAGCAUGAAGGCCUUGGCCGUGAGGAACGUCCGUGGAGAACACCUAGGCCAUCUCAUUACUGUUCGUGGUAUCACUACGAGGGUUUCAGAUGUCAAACCUGCUAUUCAGGUCAAUGCAUACUCCUGCGAUCGUUGCGGAUGCGAAAUAUUCCAGCCCGUGACGAGCAAACAGUUCACUCCAUUGGUAGAGUGUCCUUCAGAAGAAUGCAAGAAGAACAACACCAAGGGUCAACUCUUUUUGUCCACCCGCGCGUCGAAAUUCUUGCCCUUCCAGGAGGUCAAGAUUCAAGAGAUGGCGGACCAAGUACCUGUCGGCCACAUCCCUCGGCAGCUAACGAUUCACUGCCACGGCGAUUUGGUCAGGCAGAUCAACCCUGGCGACGUGAUCGACUGCGCUGGUAUCUUCCUACCUACCCCAUACACAGGCUUCAAGGCUAUCCGCGCGGGGUUACUUACUGACACGUACCUGGAAGCUCAAUACGUGAUGCAGCACAAGAAAGCGUACGACGAUAUUGUCCUGGCGCAGCCGACCCUGAAGAGGAUGAACGAGCUAGAGCGGACUGGUCAGCUUUAUGAGUACCUGUCUCGUUCGAUAGCACCUGAAAUUUUCGGCCAUGUCGACGUGAAGAAAGCACUGCUUCUGCAACUGAUCGGUGGCGUAACUAAAGAAGUCGGUGACGGCAUGCGCAUCCGUGGUGACAUCAAUGUCUGCUUGAUGGGUGAUCCUGGUGUGGCCAAAUCUCAGCUUCUAAAGUACAUUACUAAGGUUGCUCCUCGGGGUGUAUACACCACUGGUCGGGGAAGCAGUGGAGUCGGUCUCACCGCUGCUGUCAUGCGGGACCCAGUCACAGACGAGAUGGUGCUGGAAGGGGGUGCUCUUGUACUGGCCGAUAACGGCAUGUGCUGCAUCGAUGAGUUUGACAAGAUGGAUGAUGGUGAUCGGACCGCCAUCCACGAAGUCAUGGAGCAGCAGACCAUUUCUAUCAGCAAAGCCGGUAUCACGACCACUCUCAAUGCGCGCACAUCAAUCUUAGCUGCGGCUAACCCUCUGUACGGCCGCUACAACCCUCGCAUUUCGCCGGUCGAAAACAUCAACCUUCCGGCUGCGCUUCUGUCGCGUUUCGACGUUCUUUUUCUCAUUCUUGAUACCCCUUCGCGAGAUUCGGACGAAGAGCUUGCUCGCCACGUUACUCAUGUUCACAUGCACAACGCCCACCCUGAAGCCCCCGGCGGCGUAGUCUUCAGCCCCGCAGAAGUGCGCCAAUGGGUCGCUCGUGCGCGGUCAUACCGUCCUACGAUUCCAAAGGAGGUAUCAGACUAUCUUGUAGGAGCCUUUGUGCGUAUGCGACAGCAACAAAAGCGCGACGAGGGUACUAAGAAAGCCUUCACGCACACUUCGGCCCGUACACUACUGGGAGUUCUUCGGCUUUCGCAAGCUCUGGCCCGUCUGCGUUUCGCUGAGGAGGUCAUCACUGAGGAUGUAGACGAAGCCCUCAGGCUGAUAGAAGUCAGCAAGGCUAGUUUGUAUACCGACGAAGGCCGCAGGGAUGACCACACACCGAGUAGCAAGAUUUAUCAUCUCAUCAAAUCGAUGGAAGCGAGCGGUGCAGCAGCUGUUGGUGAUGGAGACCGGGGCGAGCUCGACCUGCGCAGAGUCAGGGAGAGAGUGCUUGCCAAGGGCUUCACAGCAGACCAGUUCGAGCAGGCGAUUGAUGAGUACUCGAUGCUGGACGUUUGGCAAACAACUGGAGAAGGCACACGACUUGUCUUCAUCGAAGCGGGUAAUGAAGACAUGGACGACGACAACGACUUUUAG
Didymosphaeria variabile is the source of this 2430-nucleotide messenger RNA. It is a transcript of the gene mcm7, whose product is annotated as DNA replication licensing factor MCM7. Gene Ontology annotation, cellular component: nucleus; MCM complex. The record is from RefSeq and is a predicted model, not a curated record. Gene Ontology annotation, molecular function: single-stranded DNA binding; ATP hydrolysis activity; single-stranded DNA helicase activity. The transcript is spliced from 3 exons. Gene Ontology annotation, biological process: DNA replication initiation; DNA strand elongation involved in DNA replication; double-strand break repair via break-induced replication. NCBI's taxonomy places the organism in Eukaryota, Fungi, Ascomycota, Dothideomycetes, Pleosporales, Didymosphaeriaceae. Bases 1 to 2430 code for a protein of 809 amino acids.